AGUCGUCAAUCGAAACAAAAAGGAGUAUAAAUAUCGAGGUCACAUCCGCACCUUGGUUGUUGUAGCUCUCCAUCUCCAUCCAUCAUCUCGACUUAUAAUCUCAUCUCCUCAUCAAUUACCAUCUGUACUAUAUUCAACUCAGACUUUCUGGUCAAAGUCCCUACUACCUCUGUAUCAAAAUGAAGUUCUUCGCCGUCGCCCUUCUUUUCGCCGCCUCAGUCUCUGCUGUCGCGCUCGACACCAACGUCUCUCCUGCGCUGCACAAGCCCGGUCGUCGUGGCGUCGACUGUGGCGCCUGCGCAAGAUUGAACUUUUGCUCUGGCAGGAAGAACGAGGAGUGCGAUCUUGACGGAUGCUGCAAAUAAAAGAUCUUGACGCACAGAAUGAUCAACCGGCCAAUUCGAACAAAAGAAAAAAAAAAAAAAACUUGACAAUUCGACUGCUAUCGGUUGGAGGCAGUCCGGUGGAUAAUGCAUCUUUCUCUGCAGGCAUUAGAGCAUAGAUCAAUAUAACCGUCAAGCGAAAAACAAUAAUUACCUCG
Molecule: messenger RNA, 541 nt
Organism: Pyricularia oryzae 70-15
Lineage: Eukaryota; Fungi; Ascomycota; Sordariomycetes; Magnaporthales; Pyriculariaceae
Exons: 2
Coding region: 180-365 (61 amino acids)
Source: RefSeq, a predicted model, not a curated record